Astyanax mexicanus (Mexican tetra) is the source of this 3510-nucleotide messenger RNA. Its product is annotated as ras-related protein Rab-10. Gene Ontology annotation, molecular function: GTPase activity; GTP binding. NCBI's taxonomy places the organism in Eukaryota, Metazoa, Chordata, Actinopteri, Characiformes, Acestrorhamphidae. Gene Ontology annotation, biological process: cellular response to insulin stimulus. The transcript is spliced from 6 exons. The record is from RefSeq and is a predicted model, not a curated record. Bases 426 to 1028 code for a protein of 200 amino acids. Gene Ontology annotation, cellular component: Golgi apparatus; recycling endosome; insulin-responsive compartment.
CAGUGUGCGCAUGCGCAGUGUCCGCUUGUUCCGUGGUGGAUGACGAGUCCAGGGCGAAGCUGGUUUUGAUGUUAAAGGAGUUUAUUUCGCUGUUUUUUUUCGCAGAGCCGCUCUGAGUCUGUUUUUGUUGUGUUUGAGGAUUUCGCUGCUGUCCUCGUUAUACAGGCGGGUUUAUUAAGCCGGGCUGUCCUCGCUGUUUCUCCUGUUUUUUCGAUAAGUGGCCCCGCUGAGGCUAACGGCUAAAGCGGGCUAGCGCGCUAGUUAGCUAACAAACUUUGACAGCAGUGAAAUCGAGCUGGCCGUUAUUAUCGCGCUCGGCUAGUAUGAGAAACGGUCGAUAGCUUCUCUUAACUGAAGCUCUGAAGACUCUCCCUCCGCCCGGACUCGGUAACUGAAGCGGUGUCCGCUCUGACUCUUCAUGCCCAAUGGCUAAGAAGACAUACGAUCUGUUGUUCAAGCUGCUGCUGAUUGGAGACUCGGGAGUUGGGAAAACCUGUGUCCUGUUCCGCUUUUCUGACGACGCCUUUAAUACGACGUUUAUCUCAACUAUCGGAAUAGACUUCAAAAUCAAGACAGUUGAGCUGCAAGGCAAGAGGAUUAAACUUCAAAUAUGGGACACUGCUGGACAGGAGCGAUUUCACACCAUCACCACUUCCUACUACAGGGGGGCCAUGGGAAUCAUGUUGGUGUAUGAUAUCACCAACGCCAAAAGCUUUGAGAACAUCACCAAAUGGCUGAGAAAUAUUGAGGAGCAUGCGAAUGAGGAUGUGGAGAGAAUGUUGCUUGGUAACAAGUGUGAUAUGGAGGACAUGCGUGUCGUACCCAAAGCAAAGGGAGAACAGAUUGCUAGUGAACAUAACAUUCGGUUCUUUGAAACGAGUGCGAAAGCAAACAUUAACAUUGAAAAGGCGUUCCUUAUGCUUGCUGAGGACAUACUGCGAAAGACACCUGGAAAAGAGACCACCAAUGAAAAUGUUGACGUGAACAGCAAAAGUGGCUCUGCAGGCGGUGUCAGGUGUUGCAGUUGAACAGCGUUUUUUGCCUAUCUUCCAAAUCCUUUCCCAUGAUUUACACCACAUCUGAUUUGUCUCCUACAACAAAUAUGUUAAAAAAAAAUGGUUCAGAGACAAGUCAGAUUUACAAACUGUUCUGUUUUCUCUACAUGUAGUUGGUCAGCCAAAACAUGUUUGGUGUAUGACGUUUGCUGGUGUAGUUUUUCCAGUUUUGCUUUAGGCACAGGACAUACUUUGGCUGAUUGGCUACAUUUCAAGUAAACAGGAACCUUUUGUAAUUUUGUCAAUUCGAUUUUCUCCGAACCAUUUUUUUGACAGAAUGCCCAUUAUGCUGGACAAGACUUUUACCUCUCACUGUACUUGACAAACUGUUCUACACACAUAAGAAAGAGUAUAACCCUAUUUGCUGUUAUUUAACUGAACAAAUAUGGGCGAUUGGUACAUUUAGUGUUAAUCUGACAACAGUAAUGCAUAAGAGAGAAAGUCAAAUAAUCACAGUAAUAAAAAAAAAAGUGAAACUAGUCGAAAGGGACACGUAACACUUAGUAUUUGUUAUGGUAAGCGCUAACCGUGCCUUAAAUGCCACUUGGAGAUUGGGGAGCUUAGGUCACAGUACGGUUCUUGGAUAGCAUUUUAACUGUUGAGUGAUUUUUAUAUGACGACAAAAAACCUUAUCGAUUUCAGAAACGAUUCCACAAAACGGUGCCUUACCAUCUGCAGCAAAGUUCUCUUUCGAUCCAUGGUAGAGCAUUUUCACACAAAGCCUCUGUUUACACCUGGCCGCUUCAUGCAUCUUCAGUAUCAGUAUUACCUGUAUGUUUGGAUUAGACUAAGCCACAUCAAUAUUCAAGCAUAAAGGUACCCGAGAUGCAUUUAAAACGAAUACCAAUCUAUUCACACAGAUCACUGCAUUUAAGUUAAACUCGGAAUUCCAGAGUUCUAAGUAGGAAAAUCCACUGUGAAACCUCUACAAGUUGGAUUUCUCUACCCAAAGUUUAGAAGCAAAGAUUAUGCUUCAGCAACACACUACACUAUAAACAGAUUUGUUGCUCCAACAAGUAUUCGACAUCCAAAACUCCUCGCCGUACAAUCACAACACCAGUAAUAAUCGCUGCGCAAUAAGUAAAUAUCCAUGUUCUGUUCCACACAGCAAUUAAUGACAUAAAGCAACCAAGUGUAAACAGGGUCAAAGAGGGAUAAUGAGCGCACAUACACUAUACAUUUAUGGGGCACCGACUGACCUUUAUUGUUUUGGUCUCAUUUAUCAUGUUUUAAUUCAGUUAGCAUUAUUCACACACACACACACAGCUGAUGUAAACUGUGACAUUCACAGAAAUACUUGUAAGAUUUCAUAUUUUGGUUUACGUCUGAAAAUAAUAACCAAACUAUUCCCUCUCUGGGAAUAUUAUUAUAAAAGUGAUUAUAUGCACUUUGAAUUCCCCUCAUGCGGAUAACCCCGGUUAUGAAUGUUAAGUGAACAAAUGCUGCUCUAGCCCACUGACUGUGUAUUAUUAUGGUAUCUGUCUGAGACCAUGCACUUUUUUAGGGACUUGUCUGAAGUCCUAGAUGCAAAGGUCUUCUAAAAGGCCCAAUAAAAGGAACAGCAAAGCAAACCAUGCCAGGCUACAAACACAUGCAGUUUAAUAGCUGCUCCACAUUGUAUUCACUAUUAUCUUCUUUAAAGGUGUUUGUUUCAGCUUUCGUCUUUCCAUGUUUGUUGUUCCCUAUCAGCACUUUUUUUCUCCAUCGUUGGUAACUACAUUUUUUGCAGUUCUGUGGGUGAUGGUAAGGAUAGGCUAAGGAUAAAUCGAUAUUUCACAAAGCCGCAUUUAAUACUAACCAUUGAGGUAUUUCAGCAUGGGAAACUGUUUGGUUAUAAGUGAUUACUUUUUUUUGUGACCUUUACUGGUUUGGGUGCAUUUUCUACAAUUUCUCUUUAAUACUAUCUUAAACGGAACUUAUACUAGUAUAUCUGAAGUGUUGAGUGGAUUAAUUGAGCCACAUUGUUUAUGAUGGCUUUCAAUUUGAAUCUUAAAUAACAGCUUUAUUGUGUAACUUCUUACUGAUGCAUUUUGCACAUUUAUUAUUUUUUAUUUUACUGAUUAAUUAUCCUGGUUCUUGUCAGGAUCAGUUCCAGGCUUAUUUGCAGAAGUGGACGCUGACCAUCCGCAAUCAACCACUUGAGUAUGAACACUUGACUCGUUAGGUAGAAUAUAUGUUUUUUUUUUUCUGUUUAAAGGGAUAAAUCCUGGAUGGUCUGUGUCCACCUUAGCUCAGCUUAAGAACUGACCCUGGUUUACAUUUUAGUAACUAAAAACCUGAAGAAAAAAAAAACUCAUGAAUAGGAUGUUUCUUGAUGAACUAGCCUGGUGGUGAUGUAUUAGCAUAAUAAGUAAUGAAAUUCUGCCUUUGGAAUCUGUAUAAUUACAAAUUAAAAAGAGGGAUGGGUUUUUUGAUGUUAGUUUUGUAGUGCAAUAAAACUCACUUUUCACAAACA